Messenger RNA from Fibroporia radiculosa, 2373 nucleotides. RefSeq lists its product as uncharacterized. The transcript is spliced from 10 exons. The record is from RefSeq and is a predicted model, not a curated record. Lineage: Eukaryota; Fungi; Basidiomycota; Agaricomycetes; Polyporales; Fibroporiaceae. The coding region runs from base 1 to 2373 and encodes 790 amino acids. Gene Ontology annotation, biological process: maturation of 5S rRNA; mRNA cis splicing, via spliceosome. Gene Ontology annotation, cellular component: U4/U6 x U5 tri-snRNP complex.
AUGUCCAUGGAAGAAAGCAUCAGUCUCGAGGAGACUAACAAGAUCCGUAUCUCUCUCGGUCUUAAGCCACUUACAGAUGACAGUGCGCCAGCGGACGAUAAAGACAAGCAGGCGGAGGAUAACUAUGCGAGACAACGAGAGAAGGAAGCCAAAGAUAGGGAGGCAAGGAAAAUUCAGGAUAAUAUCGCAAAGGUGAGAAAUCGGCGAGAGCUUAAUGCAAAAUUGAAAGGUACUACGCUCGGUGACGCGGAUGGUCAUGUAGACGAUACCAUGAAAUGGAUCAAGAAGAGCAAGAAGAGGGAGAAAGAGCUGGCAAAAAAGCGGCAGGAGGAGCUUGAGAAUAUGGACAAGGUCUUUCAAGCGGAGUAUACGGAACAGGACCUGGCAGGCUUGAAGGUCAGCCAUGAUUUUGACGCCAUGGAGGAGGGCGAAGCGCGUAUACUCACACUCAAAGAUAGUCGUAUAUUGGAUAAUGAAGAGGAUGAACUUCAGAACGUCGAGCUUGCAGAAGACGAACGGACGAAAAAAAAUAACGAGUUGAAGAUCAAGCGACGUGAUUAUACAGGAUAUGACGACGAAGAAUUUACACCUGGACAUGCAGGCUUGAAGCGAUCCGUUCUGGCGAAAUACGACGAAUUUUUAGAAGGACCCAAAGAGAUGGGUUUCCGGCUUGGGAGCUCUACGGACGCGGUGCAAUUGAAGAAAUCAGAACAGGAAGGUGCCUCUGCUACCUCUGUCAAUAAGUCUCUGUUAUCUAUAGAUUAUGCCAAGAACUUGGAAUCGGCAGAUUAUUUAAAAGAGGGGGAUAUAGGAUUCAAGAAGCCCAAGACGAAGAAGAAACGGUCUUCUCGCCGGGUUCCCGAGGAAUCCGACGUCCCCCCAGUCAACGGUGACGAUCAGAUGCAGGUAGACGGGAGGUCGAUUAUCCCCCGACCGCGCAAUCUGGACGCCAAUUUCGUAGAUGACGACGAACUUCAAGCAGCACUCGCCCGUUCUCGUCGCGCAAAAUUGCAAAAGACGAAGAAACUGUCACCGGAGGAGAUCGCUAAAAGAGUUGCUGAGGAACGCGCCAAAUCGGAGGCACAGAAUGGCGAUUCCUCUUUCAAUGUAGAAAAUGGCGGUGACGGGGAUGAGGAAAGUGGUCUGACGUUUGACGACACCUCGGAAUUCGUCCGUGCUAUUACAUAUGAUCCAGUUGCUAUUAAGAAGGAGUUACCAACUGACGCUCUUUCGAGCGCUCCAUCAAAGGUUCGGUCGCCGUCGAUCGAUGUGAAGACGGCAGAGGGGGACGAAACUAUGGAAGAGCUUGAAGCAGGCGAGGUAGUCGUCAAGGAGGAGGAUGACGAUGACGAAGAAAUGCUCAAUGCCAUCGAGAACGCUAUCAGGGAGACGGAGGAGAUGGAGAAAGUUGCAGCGGAGAAUCCAGACGUACCAGUUGGUACGCUCAGUGAACAGACGUACAGCUCUGGCCUGGCAUCUACGCUUAAUAUUCUUCGCAGCCAGGGAAUUCUUGCGGCUCCAACUGCUGAUCAGCGAGAACGAGAGAAAGUACAAUUGCAAAGGGAUCUUUGGCUAGCGGACUACAGGCAGAUGGUCGCACAGCGCGAACUGGAGCGAACGAAGACGCGCGGUGGCAACAGGGACCAGGCCACGCGCGAGUACGAAAAUCGUGUUCGGGAACAGCAGGAGGCACGACAGAAUCUGGAGGCUUAUAGGGACUACAAGCCUGACGUGAACAUCGUGUAUUACGAUGAAUUUGGACGAGAGCUAACUCCAAAAGAGGCUUGGAAGGCGCUCUCCCACAAAUUUCAUGGCAAAGGUUCUGGUAGGAUGAAGACGGAGAAGCGGUUGAAGAAGAUCGCCGAAGAGAAGAAGAAGGAAGCUAUGGCAAGCGGUGACACCCCCUUGAGCAUGAAUCAGGCGUUUCAGAUUCGCCAGGAGAAAGCAGGACAGGCUCACUUCGUGCUCUCCGUUGGUAACAGAGGUGCCGUGCCCCAAGCGGCAGAAUUUCUUGAUCCCCAGCCGCUAUCGAAGGGCAAGACAGACAAGAAGAACAAGAAGAAGAAUGCCGGCAAGGUUCCUGCCCCACAGUUAGAAACCACGGGUUUUAUAACCCUUCCUGCUCCCUUGACUAACGGUGGCAGCCCUAUGUUCAUGGGUUCGCCAGCUAUGAUCUCUGGAGCAGCUUCCACGAGCAACGGCUCCCCCGCUCCUAAGCCCGGAUUUUCACGAAUAUCAGCUGCUGCAGAUCUCACAGACUCUCCGAAGGAGGGGACACCUGUACCAAACGAUCGCACUAAACUGGUUAUCGGGCUUGGCGCCAAGCGAAAGGCGAUUGGGGAGGCUGGAUCUCCACCGCCGAAGAGACGAUAA